Messenger RNA from Anopheles arabiensis, 1174 nucleotides. RefSeq lists its product as uncharacterized. Gene Ontology annotation, cellular component: mitochondrion. Bases 49 to 537 code for a protein of 162 amino acids. The record is from RefSeq and is a predicted model, not a curated record. The transcript is spliced from 4 exons. NCBI's taxonomy places the organism in Eukaryota, Metazoa, Arthropoda, Insecta, Diptera, Culicidae.
AUUCUUCCAUGUUUGAUCGAAGUAGGCACAUUUUGAGUCACAACCGUCAUGGCGUCACUAUUGAAAAUUACACGCUCUUUGCGUUUUGUACGAAAAUUUCACUGUAAACCUGAGGACACAUACCCUUUGGAUGCACCGAGACGGAACAUGCCCAAAGUGAGCAAACCGGCAGAGUACGAACUGCUGCCCGGAAUGUCGCCGAAAGUCUUCCGCGAGACGGAGUACGAUAAUCAACUUGGUCCCAUACCGAUGACGGGCGAUGCAGCGAAGAACUUUAGCUACAAAAAUCCGGAAUACUUCUCGUACCACAACUAUUCGUUUUACGACAUCGGGCGGGCGAUUGGGUGUGCCUACCGUGUGCAGCCGAGCGCACUGCCCCACCGCGCCAAGCGGUUCCGGUUGCCAUGGCAGAAGCAGCAGGCGGAGGAGGACUUGCUGUACGAUGCCGCAAUUCCGGUGACGCUCAGCUGUCUGUACUGCGAGAUGGAGGAAAAGUCAGCUCCAAAGCAGGAGGAAUUGAACAAAGCGGCGUCCUAGAGAAAAGAGGGGCUGCUUGCUGGUGGACCUUAAUGAGUUCAAUCUAACAAGAUUUUGCCAAGAACAGAAGAAGGUCAGAAACAAACUUGGUUGUGGUUGUUCUAUUGUAUUUGCUAUCACAACUUGAAGUAUGCAUGACACCGUUUUAUGCCAUGGGAACAGCUGACCACCAACGAAAUGUCACCUUCAAUGAAACCAUCGCUUUGUCGGCGACCCUUUCCGGAACAAGAUCAGUAACAAGACCUAAACCGCAUGAUGUUUGCUGUGUCUUGAAAAAUUUGCAUAACGCACUCGUAUUCCCACCCGGGAAAGUCCCACAUUUUGGCUACAAGAUAAAUAUUGCCAUACCGUGUAGGUGGUGGUGGUGGCUAUUGCGGGUGCUAAACAGCACUGAAGUGACGGAGGAAAAAGUGAAACCACUCUGGGGAGGGGAGCAAUUAACUACUCUAUUUGCCAGGUAGGUAGGUGAGAAUAAUUGGAAUCUAACAAAACGCUCGAUUCAUGGUGCUUUAGCAAGGGGUGCAGUGUACUGUCGGUACAAUGGGGCACAGGUGACUCAGGUGUCAUAUGUUUUAUGGAGGUCGAGGGACAAAUGGUGAUAAAAGUUACGCGUUGGACUACCACCGCCCCAAGCACA